Messenger RNA from Microplitis demolitor, 1446 nucleotides. Its product is annotated as sodium/potassium-transporting ATPase subunit beta-2. Gene Ontology annotation, cellular component: sodium:potassium-exchanging ATPase complex. Bases 174 to 1154 code for a protein of 326 amino acids. The record is from RefSeq and is a predicted model, not a curated record. The transcript is spliced from 5 exons. Lineage: Eukaryota; Metazoa; Arthropoda; Insecta; Hymenoptera; Braconidae. Gene Ontology annotation, molecular function: ATPase activator activity. Gene Ontology annotation, biological process: sodium ion export across plasma membrane; intracellular potassium ion homeostasis; potassium ion import across plasma membrane.
CUGGGGUCUGCUAAGAUCGCUCAAUAUUCAUCCCCCUGGUCUUUUCGCGUCCACUAUCAUUCCCAGUAAUACCUCUCACUGCGUCUUUGUCUGCAGCUACCGUUGGUUCCUCUUCAGACUAAAAUUUUAAAUUAACUCCAGUGAAAAACUAUUUUAUUUUAAAUAGACAUAGAAUGGAAGACAAGUCGAAAAUUGACUCUCAAUAUUAUACUCCACCACCGAAACUCGGCAAAUGGGAAGCUUUCAGUACUUUCCUGUGGAACUCCGAAACUGGACAAUUUCUUGGCCGAACUGGUUCCAGUUGGGCCAAGAUAUUGCUGUUUUACGUAAUAUUUUAUGGAGUAUUGUCGGGAUUUUUUGGAGCCAUGCUGGCUGUUUUCUAUCAGACUCUUGAUCACAGAGCACCUAAAUGGCAAAUGGAUAAAUCAUUGAUUGGAGACAAUCCGGGACUGGGUUUCAGACCAAUGCCACCCACGAGUAAUGUUGAAAGUACUCUUAUUUGGUACAAAGCCAGUAACAAAGGAAAUUAUGAAAACUGGAGCAAUGCUAUUGACAAGUUUUUGGAAGAAUACCAACCACCGAAACCAGGCAGCACUGGAGUAGCUGGAGUCCAGCAAAUAAUGGAAAAUCGUGUUCACUGCGACUACGGAAAACCUCCAGGACCUGGAAAAGCCUGCGAAGUUGACCUAGAAAAGUUUACACCCUGCACUGGACCUAAACAGUACAUGUACCCGGAUUACCAGCCUUGCAUAUUCCUCAAGCUCAACAAAAUAUUUGGGUGGCAGCCACAAUUUUACAAUGACACAGAUAAUCUUCCAGCAAAUAUGCCAAAUGACCUGAAGAAUCGUAUAAAAGGAGCCAAAAUACGCAACCCCGAGGAGUUGCAGACAAUCUGGGUAUCUUGUGAAGGCGAAAAUCCAGCGGAUAUUGAAAAUAUUGGACCUAUACAAUACAAGCCACGAUCUGGAUUCCCUGGUUUCUAUUUCCCGUACACAAAUAAUGCUGGAUAUCUCAGUCCACUCGUCGCCGUAUGGUUUGAAUCACCAAAACGUAACGUACUUAUCAACAUUGAAUGUAAAGCAUGGGCUCGAAACAUUAUUCACGAUCGGGUAGAUCGACGUGGCUCCGUCCACUUUGAGCUCAUGAUAGAUUAAAUUAAUAACAAAAUUUUUAAAAAUAAUUUAUUUAUCUCAGUAAUUUUGCUGUCAUCGGCAACUUAAACUUUAAUUUAAAAAAAAAAAUAUAUAAAAAACAAUCAUUCUCUUUCUCUUAAAUUUAAUAAACUCAUGAUGUUCAUUAUCCAAGUCAACAAUAAUUAUUAUCAUUAUUAUUUACGUAUUAUUUAAAAUAAUAAUGCACAAAAUUAUUAGCAAGAGAAUGGUUGAACAAAAAAAAAUAUAAAAUAAUAUUUGAAAUUAAUUUAAAAAUUUUUUGUACUUAUUUGAU